Messenger RNA from Ceratotherium simum simum (southern white rhinoceros), 2557 nucleotides. The record is from RefSeq and is a predicted model, not a curated record. Lineage: Eukaryota; Metazoa; Chordata; Mammalia; Perissodactyla; Rhinocerotidae.
GCCCGCCUCCUCCCGCAGACUCCCGAGCGGCGCCCUCCUCCCGCCGGUGCCAGAGCCGGGCCAUGGGGGGCAGCAUGCCCGCGCGCGCCGCCUGAAGACGCCGUAACUCCCGCCCCCGCGAUGGGCGCCCCUGCUUGCGCCCUCGCGCUCUGCGUGGCUGUGGCGGUCGUGACCGGCGCCACUUCGGGACCCCCGGGCACGGAGCAGCGCGUCGUGCGGAGAGCGGCAGAGGUCUCAGGACCUGAAUCUGGCCAGCAGAAGCAGCUGGUCUUUGGCAGUGGGGACACUGUGGAGCUGAGCUGCCACUUGCCUGCGGGUGGUCCCACGGGACCCACUGUCUGGGUCAAGGACGGUGCAGGGCUGGUGCCCUCAGACCGCAUCCUGGUGGGGCCUCAGCGGCUGCAGGUGCUGAAUGCCUCCCACGAGGACGCUGGGGCCUACAGCUGCCAGCAGCGCCUCACCCAGCGUGUCCUGUGCCACUUCAGCGUGCGUGUGACAGAUGCUCCAUCCUCGGGAGAUGACGAAGAUGGAGAGGACGAGGCUGAAGACACAGCAGGGGCCCCUUACUGGACGCGGCCCGAGCGGAUGGACAAGAAGCUGCUGGCUGUGCCAGCUGCCAACACUGUUCGCUUCCGCUGCCCGGCUGCUGGAAACCCCACUCCGUCCAUCUCCUGGCUGAAGAAUGGCAAGGAGUUCCGAGGCGAGCAUCGCAUCGGGGGCAUCAAGCUGCGGCACCAGCAGUGGAGCCUGGUCAUGGAGAGUGUGGUGCCCUCGGACCGGGGCAACUACACGUGUGUCGUGGAGAACAAGUUUGGCAGCAUCCAGCAGACGUACACUCUGGACGUGCUGGAGCGGUCUCCACACCGGCCCAUCCUGCAGGCGGGGCUGCCAGCCAACCAGACGGCGGUGCUGGGCAGUGACGUGGAGUUCCACUGCAAGGUAUACAGCGACGCGCAGCCCCACAUCCAGUGGCUGAAGCACGUGGAAGUGAACGGCAGCAAAGUGGGGCCCGAUGGCACGCCCUACGUCACCGUGCUCAAGUCCUGGAUCAGUGCGAGUGUGGAGGCCGACGCGCGCCUCCGCCUGGCCAAUGUGUCCGAGCGCGACGGGGGCGAGUACCUCUGUCGAGCCUCCAAUUUCAUAGGCGUGGCUGAGAAGGCCUUUUGGCUGCGUGUUCACGGGCCCCAAGCAGCUGAGGAGGAGCUGGUGGAGGCUGGUGAGGCCGGCAGCGUGUAUGCAGGUGUCCUCAGCUAUGGGGUGGGCUUCCUCCUCUUCAUCCUGGUGGUGGCCGCCGUGACACUCUGCCGCCUGCGCAGCCCCCCCAAGAAGGGCCUGGGCUCACCCACCGUGCACAAGGUCUCCCGCUUCCCGCUCAAGCGACAGGUAACAGUGUCCUUGGAGUCCAACUCGUCCAUGAACUCCAACACGCCGCUGGUGCGAAUUGCCCGGCUGUCCUCGGGGGAGGGCCCCGCGCUGGCCAACGUCUCCGAGCUUGAGCUGCCUGCCGACCCCAAGUGGGAGCUGUCCCGGGCCCGGCUGACCCUGGGCAAGCCUCUCGGGGAGGGCUGCUUCGGCCAGGUAGUCAUGGCGGAGGCCAUUGGCAUUGACAAGGAUCGGACCGCCAAGCCCGUCACUGUGGCUGUGAAGAUGCUCAAAGACGACGCCACAGACAAGGACCUGUCGGACCUGGUGUCCGAGAUGGAGAUGAUGAAGAUGAUCGGCAAGCACAAGAACAUCAUCAACCUACUGGGGGCCUGCACUCAGGGCGGGCCCCUGUAUGUGCUGGUGGAGUACGCGGCCAAGGGCAACCUGAGGGAAUACCUGCGGGCGAGGAGGCCCCCGGGCAUGGACUACUCCUUCGACACCUGCAAGCUGCCAGAGGAGCAGCUCACCUUCAAGGACCUGGUGUCCUGCGCCUACCAGGUGGCACGGGGCAUGGAGUACCUGGCCUCACAGAAGUGCAUCCACAGGGACCUGGCGGCCCGCAACGUGCUAGUGACCGAGGACAACGUGAUGAAGAUCGCGGACUUCGGCCUGGCCCGUGACGUGCACAACCUUGACUACUACAAAAAGACCACCAACGGCCGGCUGCCCGUGAAGUGGAUGGCACCCGAGGCCUUAUUUGACCGAGUUUACACCCACCAGAGCGACGUCUGGUCCUUUGGGGUCCUGCUCUGGGAGAUCUUCACGCUGGGGGGCUCGCCAUACCCUGGCAUCCCUGUGGAGGAGCUCUUCAAGCUGCUGAAGGAGGGCCACCGCAUGGACAAGCCAGCCAACUGCACACACGACCUGUACAUGAUCAUGCGGGAGUGCUGGCAUGCGGUGCCCUCCCAGAGGCCCACCUUCAAGCAGCUGGUGGAGGACCUGGACCGCAUCCUCACUGUGACGUCCACUGACGAGUACCUGGACUUGUCGGUGCCUUUCGAGCAGUACUCGCCAGGCGGCCAGGACAGCCCCAGCUCCAGCUCCUCGGGGGACGACUCUGUGUUUGCCCACGACCUGCUGCCCCCGGUCCCACCCAGCAGCGGGGGCCCGAGGACAUGAAGGGCCACUGGCC